AUGUUUGCACGUUUCCCCAAUGAAAAUCUCAAUUCACUUUGCGUGGUUUCAAUUGGCGUUGUGUUUUUUUGGUACGUAUCACCAACGCAAAGUGAGGACGUGACCAUCAUCGGGUCAGCUGGCAAGGGCCAGGGCCAGCCACAGAGGGAGCAACAACACGAUCUUCGAAAGACGAAGAAGGUGCCAGGCCGCUCGAUCCACAAGGAUGUUCUGUCGGAUGGUUUCUCGGCCGAUAACCGUCAAAUUGUUUCCGGUUCUCGGGGCAAGACCAUCAAGUUGUGGAACAAUUUGGCUGAAUGCAAGUUCACUAUUCAAGAGGAUGGACACACCGAUUGGGUGUCCUGUGUGCGUUUCUCGCCAAACCACUCCGACCCCAUCAUUGUCUCCGUUUCGGUCUGGAACUUGGCCAACUGCAAGUUGAAGAACAACCAAGACACUGUCACCAUGUCCCCUGACGGUUCCCUGUGCACAUCCGGUGGCAAGGACUCCAAGGCUCUGCAGUGGGAUUUGAAUGACGGCAAGAACUUGUACACUCUGGAGCACAACGACAUCAUCAAUGCCCUGUGCUUCUCGCACAACCGUUAUUGGCUAUGGGUUGCCUAUGGUCCAUCCAUCAAGAUCUGGGACUUGGCAUGCAAGAAGACCGUUGAGGAAUUGCGCCCCGAGGUUGUUUCACCCACUUCGAAGGCCGAUCAAAGCAUUGUCUACCAUAAUUAUAUUUCUAUAUUUUCCUUUUUUGAAUGGCGCGAUAUUGAUUUGUUUUAAGUUAAA
Molecule: messenger RNA, 771 nt
Organism: Drosophila willistoni
Lineage: Eukaryota; Metazoa; Arthropoda; Insecta; Diptera; Drosophilidae
Product: guanine nucleotide-binding protein subunit beta-like protein
Exons: 3
Coding region: 1-765 (254 amino acids)
Biological process (GO): rescue of stalled cytosolic ribosome; positive regulation of protein phosphorylation
Cellular component (GO): cytosol; nucleus
Molecular function (GO): translation regulator activity; protein kinase C binding; ribosome binding
Source: RefSeq, a predicted model, not a curated record